Messenger RNA from Lineus longissimus, 4860 nucleotides. RefSeq lists its product as uncharacterized. The record is from RefSeq and is a predicted model, not a curated record. The coding region runs from base 208 to 1119 and encodes 303 amino acids. The transcript is spliced from 6 exons. NCBI's taxonomy places the organism in Eukaryota, Metazoa, Nemertea, Pilidiophora, Heteronemertea, Lineidae.
AGUAAACCUCCCUCGUUUUAUUAGUUUUUUCGGAUUUCACCAAAUCGUGCUGCUGUCAGACUCUAUGCAUCAUGACAAUAUCAAGCCAUUUCACUUGAUACAUACUUACUCCCUCCUGCUUAAGGAAAAGUCGUGUUGUAGGCCCUGUUGGCAAGAGGAUGGACUCUAUGGCGCUGGGCACUGUGAGGAGCGAAUGGGAUAUGGUAAAUGUGGUGGUUAGUCGCAUCGACCGGUGUUCUUUCUCAGAUCGCAAUACAGCCAGGACCAGUCGAAGUGAAGCAAGGACAUAACGUCAGUCUGUGGUGUCGACUGAAAAAUGGCGCUGAUGAAUAUAUACCAGCAAACUGGCAUUCGCCACCAAAUUUCAAAACAAUAACGACCAAUUGUGAGUCUUAUGCAAAGGAUAAAUACAAAAUGUCAUGUUCAGAUACUGAGGACAGUUUUAGAUUUUAUAAUUUGUCAAUAAUGGAUGCCCAAUGGGCCGAUAAAGGAGAAUAUCGAUGUCUACGUGCCAACGUCAUGGACAUUGUGGAUUUACAUGUUUUGGUUCCGGUAAAAAACGUGACACUGAAAUAUUGCACCGAGAAGACAGAUGACGCGCAACAGCACUUGCCGAAGAACCUGACCUGCACAACAAAUUGUGCAUAUCCGGCACCCAAUAUUUCAUGGUUUGUAAAUGAUAAACCGUUUAAUGGCACCGCGACGGUCACAGAAAUGGGCUGCGAAGGCGCGAAGGAGGGUCAGUACCGGACUGAAAGUACAGUGACAGACAUGGAGGAGGAUGACAAGGAAUAUAAAAUUUCGUGCACGGCAGAAAACGUUAAUGGAGAGCCAAACGUUUCAAACACAAUGUCACAACAUUUCAAUGAUGUAACCCCCAGUCCACAUCAGUCUUUAAUUACUCAUACAGCCGUGAUAGGCAUGAUAGUGGCAAUAUGUGCUUUGUUUGUCAUACCACUGACAAUCGGCAUAGUAUUGAUCAGGAAAAAAUAUCAGGACAAUGUUGCGCCGACUACUACGACUACUCGGACUACUCGGACUACUCAAAAUUCACUAGACAAAGGAACAGAUCGCAGUGAUGACAGUGAUGUCGCCCCGGAAAUUAUAAUUAUUGAAUGAAGGGAAUAAAUUCAUGAUUCUGAUAUAUUUGUUAGAUAAAUCAGAUAAAUCAUUGUAUGUUUUGUGCAACUUUGUGAAAUACUAAUUGAAAUUAGGAAGUUUUAAAAAGUGUUUAUUUCACAAUAGUUAUCCUAUUGAAUGUAUACAACAAACCAAGGAUGCAGCAUGUAGGAUCCUUCUAAUAUCCAAGUGAUACAUUAUUGUCCCUUAAGUUUUCAUAGAAAAUAUCAGACGAUGGAUGAAUUGAUCAAUGAUUGUUUUAUCCUAAUAUUAUUUUGUCAAUCAUAUAUCCAAUAACUUCACAUUUGUGUCGAAAUCCUAACUCCGGCCAAUUCGUGCCAAGUCCUGAUUCCGAGUCAAUGCAAUCAACCUUAUUAAGGUUCAAAUAUGAAGACUGACAAUUGCCGACUUUGACGUGUUUAAAAAAAUUGAAUAGAAUUCACAGCAUUGCAGACAUGUCAUCAAUGAGUUCAUAUAGCAAUCAUAGAUCCAAUAACUUCUCGUGUACCAUGUUUCAGGAUUGAAAUACCACCCUCUCAGAAGGUCAAUUACACAGUAUAGGCAUGAUGGGCCGAUGAUGGCCAUCCGUCUCAAACCUUCUUCCCCCUCAAGAAAACGUUGACAUAUGACCCAUCUAUUCGGGCGCUAUGUGUAAGGACUGUUUCAACAUCACCCCGGAGAAUCGAAAUCCUAAUUCCGGGCAAUUCGUGCCAAGGCCAGAUUCCGAGUCAUCGUAUUCCUGAGUUCCGAGUCCCUCGGUAUAUUCCUUGCAAAAAUGGCUCUCUCAUGGCAUACCUAAAUUCAGUAGUAUUUAACUGAUGCGUACAUUCGGAUCUAGAGAUACUUGGCCUGCUAUGGACUGAUUUCAAGUACCUUAUCUCUGCUUAGAUGGCGUGACAAAGCAAAAGAUCAAUAAGCAAGCAAGAAAAACAAAAGCUUUUCCCUUAUUGCAGCCUAUCAGAGCAACCUUUAAUAUGAAACUGCAACUAUCGUGUUCCCCAAUAUCCCAAGAUCCGAAUGCAAAAGUUGAAUUAAAACUUUAUCGCGUAUUUGAAGGAACUGAGCGCUGUUUUCCAAGACGACCAAUCGUGGCACUCGGAACUCAGGAAUAUCCGAUGACUCGGAAUCUGGACUUGGUACGAAUUGCUCGGAGUUCAGGAUUUUGAUUCUCCGGGGUGAACAUGAUAAAAACCGUUUGUAGCCGACCAAAUACCAAGCUAUGAACUUGAAAUUUGAUACACAUGACUCCCUAUGUUAUCAUAUAUAAACCUCUGACACCGAAUUUCGGUCUGAUCUUAUUCUCGACUUGGGCACCAGGGAGCCAAAACUAAAAAAGGUAAAAAGUGCAAUAUCUAGCUUGUUAGUAACUUGUUUUGGAUGAUAUUUUUAUGGUAUGUUCUCCCAGCAAGGAUACAUCACAUGUCAUACCGACUUUGGUUUGACCUAUAUCCUAUACAUGUCGCAUGUUUCUUAACCAGGAUGAAUUUUUAACCACCAAAUAUCUAUACGGUGAGCACAAUGGUCCCUGGCCUUACAAACGCUCGCUCCCUUUUCUCCGAUGCCUCUUGGUAAGUGUCUAUCUUCUUUUUCCUCUGAAAACUGGAGCAUUUUUGAUCUACAUGUAUAUUGUGUGGUGCAUUUAUUUAGUGGGAGUUAUGAUAAUUUGCAGUUCUCCAUUGUAUCAUGAAUAGAUUAUAUACAGUGACAAUACGUUCCACAAAAUAACCGUAGGCUAGUUGUAAGUAUUACCAAGAAUUCAUAUAGACUGAUAAUUUGGAAUCUCAGAAAUUUAAAAAUCUCAAGUUUUUUUCAAAAGGGUGGGUAAAACUUUCCUGAACUCAGAAACUAAAUGUUAUUGGUUCAAUGUAAAGAUGAUAGCAAGACAAACAAAAUGAUACCUUAUUCAACUCUAAACUCUUGAAAACAAGGGAGAUACAGAGCAUUUCGUCCAAGAGACAAAGUUGAUUAUCUAAUUUCCCAUGGUUUGGCAUGUUGGAAGGCAUUCAUUGUCUUAGAGGGGUUUUAGAACCUCGUUAAAACACCAUCCCAAUUCCUUAUUUAGCCUAAUAAUCGCUACUAAACGAGUUACACUAUUUGAGGCAUGUAUUUUGUGACAAAAAUUAAGCAACAACUAGCCAACAGUAGUGAUAGUCAUUGAAUAGAAGACGAAUUAUCUUGCCAAAGCCCCCUAUCGUCAAAAUGUUUAACCUACAUGUAGUGCUAGUUAAGAUGCUGUAGUAUUGGUUCCAAAACGAAUUAUUGGUAUCGUUUAUGCCUAAACCUGGCAAAUGCACUAAACUCAAAGUAAACACAACGUGGCACGUGAAAUUCGCGACUGAUACUCUCCGACAAUUGUCGUGUUGUGGUGCACGACUUGAUGGGCUAUUCUAAAACAUCUGUCUCACUUCGCCUCGGUUUUUGUCAACAUUUUAGCUCCACCCUCGCGGUUAUGGUGAGGCAACCAAUACUUCCAGUAAGGUUACCUAAUCCAACUAGUUUCAGUAACAGCCUGGGAUAGGUAGCUUUCACGUAGCAUACAUACAGUGGAACCCCGGUAACACGACCACUCAUGGGACCGUGGUCGGAGUGGUCGUGUUACCGGGGUGGUCGUGUUAGCGAGGUUGGGAAUCCCCAGACGAAAUAGAUGAUUAUUUUUCCCGCCAAAAUUGCCGACUGCAUGGCGUGUGUACGCUGUACUACCAUAGCAACGCUGCCUGAUUGAGAUGAUGCACGCUCCAAAGUUUUGUUAUCAUGCCUCGCAAGAACAGUUCGUCGAUAAAAUUACAUGUUACAUUCUCAGAAUGAGUUAGAAAAGGUAAUUUUGUAACUCAUUUUAUCCACAAAGUUUCAUUAUCUGCCCGACGUUACGCAUUUGCGGGCAAUUUGGUGAAUCAUCCUCCAUGUACCCGACUGUUUGUGACGAUUGAAGUAAACUUGUCGUAUGAUUCCACGUGAAUGAUGAGUUGAGUAAUGCUACAGUUUUAUUCAAAUCUAUUUUCAGUCAAAAUAUUUAAAGAAAUAAAAAAUGAUACUGUAGUAAAUCAACCAAGUGUCCAUAUCAUAAAACAUUCAAACGUCUCGCAAGCUUGUUAUUGUCAUAAGUGUGGUCUUCAAACUACCCGCCGUUUAUUAUAAGUUCAUAUGCAAAUCACGCAAAUCACAUGAUUUUGCUGCUGCUGAGUGCGCAUGUCUGGUACUGAACUGGCUUAGUAAUGAAAACAAACCAUGAAAACGUUAGAAAAGGAAAGUUUAUUUAUUCAUUUACACUUAUACAAUUGAUCAUACCUGCAAAAUCACAUUGUAUUUUUUGUUUUCAUAUGUAUUCCCAUGGCCAUUGUCCCCGUCUCAACAAAGCUUGGCAGCGAGGUGCUAAUUACUAUGCCGCGGUCGCGACCGAUUACGGCAAUUAGGCCUGGUGGUCGGGUUAGCGGGGCUGAUUUUCAGUUUGGGACCGGCCAAGCCAGUGGUCGCGGUCGGGGUACCGGGGUGGUCGUCUUAGCGGGGGACUCUUAAUGGUAAUUAGAGAGGAAACCAUUCGGGACCGGAGAAUCGUGGUCGCGUUAGCGGGGUGGUCGCGUUACCGGGGUGGUCGCCAACUUACCAAUAUACUAUUCAUGUAGCAUGUUUCUUUACCAGCAUGAAUUCCUGACCACCAAAUAUCCAUACAGUGAGCACAAUGGCCCCUGGCUAUUGAUAUUAGUAGAAUGUAUGAUAUCCAAGUUUUUGUAAUAAACAAGUGUU